CGGUUCCACCGCCAGCUGAAAGCAGCUCUCAAAGCUCACUCCGGUUCUAAUUGGCAUGGGCCCGUUCCGCUUGUCCUUUUGGGCAUUCGGAACACGAUCAAGGCCGACUUGCACACCACACUGGCCGCUUUAGCUUUCGACUUCUCCUUACGCCUCCCUGGGGAACUCGUCGCACCAACUCUGAUGCGCAACUUCAACUACGCCGACUUCGCCCAUCGACUGGGCCAUCACAUGCGCGAGGUUCAUGCCGCGACCACUCGACAGCAGAGAACCCCCGUGAGAGAAACAGUUAGUUUAGAUCGGCUUAAACCAGCCUUCCUAGAGGGCAGCACUCCGUCAGAUUCCUCGGAUCCUCCCAGCGACCCAGCACCGGCCCACUCACCUUCUCCUCCGAGUCCACUGCAGUCCACAAGCGCCCCUUCGAUGCCUCCAUCCAUUCUGGUCAAACGCGACCGCCGCGGUCGCGAAGUCCGCCGACCAGUUCGUUUUGACUGCUAG
This is a messenger RNA of Echinostoma caproni, 498 nucleotides long. The record is from the annotation of a GenBank genome assembly. Lineage: Eukaryota; Metazoa; Platyhelminthes; Trematoda; Plagiorchiida; Echinostomatidae.